This is a messenger RNA of Mycena citricolor, 1269 nucleotides long. Lineage: Eukaryota; Fungi; Basidiomycota; Agaricomycetes; Agaricales; Mycenaceae. The record is from the annotation of a GenBank genome assembly.
UUGAAAGCAUAUUUUACCAUGAACAUUUGUUUCUCGGCGAAAAAAACAAGCGAACGUAGCUAGCAAGGAUUAAAGAUAGAUAUUGAAACUAACCUCGUCAAAAAUUGCCUGUACUGGGGAUUCGAAAUAGCGAGUAACACCGACACUUCAUCAGGCGCGAGGACGCGGUCACGUGAUUGAAAAUGACGACGAGAAUGUAAAUUCCACCUCGGUGGUCGGAGCUAGUCCUGUCCUUUAAAGACUCGUCGUAAGCUACUCGUCAUACCUUUUUAAUUGUGCGGGCUUCAACGGGCAGGCCUUGAAGAGAGUACAAAAGUGCACCCUCAAAUGAUACCGCAUCACCACUCCACUUGACACGAACCACCAUCACACGUCCAAGAUAAUGUCCACCGUUAGCAAGAAAGUGAUCAUCAUUGGCGGCCACGGCAAUACUGGUCUGCGACUUGCCCGCAUCCUCAGCUCCGCCGCGCACUCUGUCACCUCGCUCAUUCGCAACCCUGCACACGCAGACGACGUCCGCGCUGCGCAAGCCACGCCGCUGCUGCUCUCGCUCGAGGAUGCGCCCGUCAGCGAGCUGUCGACGGCGUUCGACGGCACAGACGUCGUGUACUUCACCGCCGGCGCGGGGGGAAAGGGCGGCCCAUUGCGCACGCGGGCGGUCGACUGCGACGGGGCGAUCAAGGUGUUCGAUGCGAUUGAGGGCGUGGAGGCGCCGCGCCGCCCACGCCUGGUCCUCCUCUCCGCUAUCGAUGUGCGAAAUCCGGCUGUCGUGCCUGCACACUACAACGAGGACGAUAUCGCCAUCUCCACGCGCACACGCGCAGCGAUCGGGACGUACAUGCAGUGCAAAUACGAUGCAGACAAGAACCUGGCACAGCGCACCGCUUUCAAGUGGACGAUCCUGCGGCCCACGGGCCUCACGAACGAGCCUGGAACUGGGAAGGCCACUAUCGGCAGAACACACAUGAUGCCUCUGAUCUCGCGGGAGGAUGUUGCGCUGGCUCUGGCGUCCCUCGUUGACCGUGAGGGUGCAGCUGGACUGGGGAUCGAUAUUGUCGGCGGGGAGACGCCGAUUGCGGAAGGAUUGGACGCAUUCAUCAAGAAGGGAGAGACUGACUUCUUAGGCUGAGAAGGAGUAGCGAGAAGCAGCAGGAUAUGUAUCAACUGGCAGAUGAAUCUGAAACAUGACUGGACGAUUCUCGACCCCCACUAGUGCAGUACAGCAUGGAUGUCAGCGCAAUGCACAUUGGUGACGACUAUCAGGAUGCA